Molecule: messenger RNA, 3210 nt
Organism: Cetraspora pellucida
Lineage: Eukaryota; Fungi; Glomeromycota; Glomeromycetes; Diversisporales; Gigasporaceae
Source: the annotation of a GenBank genome assembly
AUGACGACGACUACGUCCUCGCUAGUUUCUCUUGAUAUUACUUCUCAACUGAACCAAUUACUAUCAAACUUGACUUCUAAUGAUAAUGAUCUUCGUUCAAACGCUGAAAAACAAUUAAAUGACCAUUGGAUCGCGCAACAACCGGACUUAUUACUUCUUUCUUUAAUACAACUUGGAAGAUCUCAUGAAGGAAUACACGACCGCUCUUUUGCUUUGGUGUUGUUUCGAAGAAUUGCGUUUAAAACAGUUCCAGGUCAAGAUGCUACAAUAUGGGACCGCCUUCAAGAACAGAGUAGACAAGCAAUCAAAAAUGAACUUUUAAUGUCCCUUUCUGUUGAGAGAGAAAAUACUGUACGUCAUAAAGUGUGUGAUGCCAUUUCAGAAGUUACCAAAAAUUCCUUAUUCACAGGACAAAAGUGGGAUGAACUACUACCUGCUCUAUUUGAAGCUAGCAAAUCUCCUUCUGCCGAACAUCGUGAAGCUGCUUUACGCAUAUUUUCUGCUUUGCCUAGUCUAAUCACUGAUCAGCCUAUUGAUAUUGUAAAGCAAGUUUUUUCUGCAAAUUUACGGGACGCUGAUAGCGCAGCAAUUCGUAUGACUUCUCUUAAAGCUGCUGUAGCAUUCAUGUUGGACACAGAUCAACCAAAUCGUACUUCUUUUGCUGAAUUGAUGCCACAGAUGCUUGAGGUCUUAUCUCCGCUCGUGACACAACGUGAUGAAGAUGGCUUAGUUGACGGCAUAAUGGUGUUCAUUGAAUUGGGUGAAAAUUUACCGCGUGUAUUUAGGCCGGUACUCCCUAUUGUCAUGCCUUUUGCCAUAAAUAUUAUGAAAGAUAAGACUUUCGAAGAUGGUACGCGUCAAACUGCUCUUGAGCUUCUACUAACUUUGUCGGAGGCCUCUCCGUCGAUGAUGCGUAAAACUCCAGACUUCUGCUCACAAGUUAUCCCCAUAUCCUUGGAAAUGAUGACUGAAUUGGAAGAUGAUGAAGGAUGGUACACAACAGAUGAUUUAGAUGAUGACGAUAAUGAUGAAAACUAUGUUAUGGGGGAACAUGCCAUGGAUAGAUUAGCUCGUAAUAUUGGUGGAAAAGCUGUACUUCCUAUUGCCUUUAAUUAUAUUCCUUCCAUGUUGGGUUCGGAAAAGUGGCAACAACGUCAUGCGGCACUUAUGGCAAUAUCUGCUAUUGGGGAAGGUUGUGUCAAGAUCAUGGAAGCUGAAUUGGGUAAAAUCAUUGAAUUGGUUUUGCCAUAUUUACGAGACCCUCAUCCCCGAGUAAGAUAUGCUGCGUGUAAUGCAAUCGGUCAAAUGUCGACUGAUUUCCAAGAUUCACUCCAAAGGAAAUAUCAUCAGCCUGUACUUACAAAUUUGAUUCCUAUAAUGGACACUCCAGAACCUAGGGUUCAAGCCCAUGCUGCUGCUGCCCUAGUCAACUUCUGCGAAGCUGCAGAUAAAGCAAUUUUAGAACCUUAUUUGGAUCCUAUUUUUGAAAGGCUUCUUGUUCUUCUAAACUCUGGGAGAACCUAUGUUCAAGAGCAAGCUAUCACAACGAUAGCUACAGUUGCAGAUAGUGCAGAAGAUAGAUUUGUCAAGUAUUAUAGCGCUAUUAUGCCUUUAUUAGUAAGUGUGCUUAGAAAUGCACACCAAAAAGAAUAUCGAUUAUUACGCGGCAAAGCCAUGGAAUGUGCAAGUCUUAUAGCUUUGGCUGUGGGUAAAGAAAUUUUUGCGCAAAAUGCCAGUGAAUUCAUCGAGUUAUUGGUUCAAACUCAACAAUCAGUCACUGAACCAGAUGACCCUCAAACAUCAUAUCUUAUUGCUUCAUGGGCAAGAGUAUGCAAAGUUCUUGGCGCAGAUUUUGUCCCAUACCUUCCUAUUGUUAUGCCCCCUCUUUUGCAAUCGGCAAGCUUAAAGCCUGAUUUUGCUGUUUUAGAUCCCGAUGAUGAUAUUGAAUCAAAAUAUUCAGCUGAAGAUGGUUGGGAAUUUGUAGGCGUUGAGGGUCAGCAAAUUGGAAUAAAAACUACAGUUUUGGAAGAAAAAUGUACCGCUGUUGAAAUGCUUAUAUGUUAUGCUCGAGAACUUGGUCCUGCCUUCCAACCGUAUGUUGAAAAGGUUUUGGAAAUUGUGUUACCUCUUCUGAAGUUUUAUUUUCAUGAUGGAGUUCGUAAUGCUGCAGCAGCUACUAUUCCACAUCUCCUUAAUUCAGUUAAAAAGGCUAAUGCUAUGCCUGAAUAUAUAUUAAAUAUGUGGCACACAAUUGUGAACAAAAUUAUCGAAGUUAUAAAGAGCGAAGUUGAUCCCACCUUUUUAUGGCAACUUUACGUUACUUUUUACGAAUCAUUAGAAAUAGUUGGCGACAACAGCCUUAUUCAGUCGCAAUUAGAAGAUUUCACAAAUGCCACUGAAGCCCAAUUGACAGAAUUUUACCAAAGAAUAAAGCAGAGAGAACAAGCAAGGAAUAGCGGUGACUAUGAUGCUGAGGAUGAAGAAAUAAUUAUGGAAGAGGAAGCAACAGAAGAAGGUGUUCUUGGAGAACUUUCUAAAGCUUUGCAUGUUAUCCUCAAAACUCAUAGGAUAUCCUAUCUUCCGUCCUUUAACAAAUUGUUACCCAUUGUCUCUACGUUUUUGGCUGAUGCUAACCCUGCUGCUCGUCAAUGGGCUUUGUGUGUAAUUGAUGAUGUUGUUGAAUUUACUGGGCCUGAAUCAUGGGUUUAUCAUACCCAUUUCUUAGAGAAAAUGAUUGCAUCAUUAAUGGAUAUAGCUUCCGACGUUAGGCAGGCUGCUGCAUACGGUAUUGGUGUAUGCGCCCAGUUUGGCGGCGAAAAUUAUUCUGGAGCAGUUGCAGAGGCAUUAAAUAAUUUAUUCCAAGUAAUAAAUUCCGAGGGCUCCAGGAGAGAAGAAAAUAUAUACGCGACUGAGAAUGCGAUAUCUGCCAUAACUAAGAUUCUAAAAUUCAACCAUGGCAAAAUUGACGUUAACACUGUGCUUCCAGCGUGGUUCGCCUCUCUACCUAUCAUUCACGAUGAAGAAGAAGCAGCACUUACCUACACAUAUUUGCUAGACUUGCUAGAAGCUCAACAUCCUGUCAUUCUAGGUAACAAUAACGAAAAUAUUCCACGUAUUGCCACAAUGUUCACAGAGGUACUUGCCGCAGUGAUUUUACCAGAACCAGUAACCAUAAGAAUGACAAACGCAUUAAAAGCUAUUAUCAGUUAG